Suillus subalutaceus is the source of this 4537-nucleotide messenger RNA. RefSeq lists its product as uncharacterized. Bases 191 to 4375 code for a protein of 1394 amino acids. The transcript has 21 exons. NCBI's taxonomy places the organism in Eukaryota, Fungi, Basidiomycota, Agaricomycetes, Boletales, Suillaceae. The record is from RefSeq and is a predicted model, not a curated record.
GUGAUCGAGAUGGAGUUGAAGCAGGAGUCGACUAUCCCGCGGAUCUUUGAACUCACGCGAUUUCUAGUAACCUCCGUGACGUUUCUGGCCAAUAUUCCAACGUGUUAGGAUCUUUCUGGACGACACUGAGUUGUCUCGCUUGACCAAAACUCGGAAUAAAGCCAGUCAGUCAAUAGCCAUUUCGGAGCAUAUGUCCAGAAAAAGUCGGAAUGGAACCAUGAGCAUUGAUUCUGUUGAACUGAUCUCCCAGGAGGUCAAAGUGAUAUUCUUUGACGAUGCACUCGUUGGUGGUCCAAAGCCGCCUGUCGCACGUACGGAACCUGAAGGUGGAAAUCCGACGAAAUCCAAGAGUUUCUUCUCAACGGAGAAAAUGUCGAAAUCGAAUGGAAGAAUGGCAGCUUCAAAAAUUGCAGCAGCUGCUUCUCAAGCCCCGAGCUUCAAAUCUAGUGCCCAACUCUCUGCAAAAUGUUCCAUUUACUCUGCGAAAGUUACCGUUUCAGCGAAAUCGAGCUUGGAGAAAGGUUUAGAAUCCGCAACGAAGAAAAAGCCUCCCAAAGAUUUCCCAUUUGAAAUGGUUUUCUUCAGUAAGGACGAGCACGAUAAGCAGUCGCAAGACGAAGAAGACGGUAACGGAAGCGUCUUCCGUGGUCCUCAAGGACUUUGUCCGCGAUUGGAAGCAGAACACCCUGCUCGAAUCUUCAUCGGGCAAAGUACGGCUCAAACGACAGGCAUGGCUUGCCACAUGUCUGGCCGUUUUAUUCCAACUGUGGAACGAGGCUCGAUUGAUCUUGCCAAUGGUCAUGUCUCCAAAUGGAAUGACGAGCUCCUUUAUGUUGGAGGCUUUUUGGCGAGGGUGGCUUAUGAUUCCGAGAUGAACAAAAUAAAGGAUUUGUGGCCGACGUUGCAGAAACAAGAUGCGGAACAACUGGCACUGUAUACGAUGAAGUCCUUCGUCUUCCAUCCCUCUACGCCCGACCCGAAGGUGUCCCAAAUUAUCAAGAAUGCAUUCUACGCUUGCUCGACAACAGAUCAAUUCCCGUUCAUAUCUGAUCAAGGUAUUCGGUACACGAAGGACAUCCGUUUGUACCAUCAUCACUUCGCUCAGUUCAUGCGCACCCCAGUAUUCCCAAACGAACUGCGUCCCAUAUCAGUAUCCAUGGCGCUUCCUGACCAUCUCCGGGUCGGAUCGUACACGUUCAAAGACGUCGUGAAAGAACUGAAUUCGCGGUGGCUGAGUGAGCUGGAGAUGGCAGCUUGCUUGCGUUGGUGGAGCAAUUCAUUUGGAAGCCUGGGUCCUUUAGACGAACAGCAUAGAAAAUGGCGGAACGAACUGCUCAAAGCAGGCAGAACACACUCCGGGGGGAAGGAAGUCAGACUUAUCUCCAUCAGCAAAUUUAUCGAUGGACGAAUGCAGAGUGUUCGCCGUUCCGAUGACCCUUUGCCAGACGACACCAUACCUCCAGCACUUAUCCAAGGCCUGACUUCCCUUACGAUUCCAGAGGCUUUUGGAUGGCAAGAGAUGUCAGUCAUACACUGGCUUCGACACCUCAGUAACAGUCCGCCAGACGCAGCGCACGAUAUCACGCGAGCGCCCAGUUUCGCGCAACACGUCCUCAACGUCAUCAGUACCCUUUGGACUUCACUAGAUGAGAAUAGUCGUUCCGAGGUUCGGGAGAUUUUGGAGGUUAUGACUUGCAUACCCACGACCACCGUACCUUACAUGAUGCGACCUCAGGAGGCGUAUUUUCCUGAAGCUGAUGUUUUUCGCGACCUUCCCGUCGUUAGACAAGACCUCCUCUUGGAUUUCCGCACAGAGCAGGUAUUGCAAUAUCUAGGGGUGCAGAAACGGUGCGACAUCGAGACAUUUAUAUCCAAGGCGAUGAGCGGUGAUAGAUGGAACGCCAUAGACCUGGCGAGGUAUCUUAUUACAUCUGCUCAGGAACAUGUGAAUCGCGUCAUGGAUAUGAGGAUCUUUCCUUGCAAUGAUGGUGAAAGACGUCAUAUCAGCGAGCUCUUCGCAUCCACAGAAAUCAAUCGGACACUCAAACUGCCUGUAAUCAAUUGCGAAUACUGGGAUUCAAACACCCAGGAAGGACUAUUCCUCAUUAGAAAAGGGUUGCAGGAUUACCCUACAAUAGAACAACUCAUCCCUAUCGCAUCUUCCAAGGACGAUCGUGCCGUUAGACAUGCUGCAUUCACGUUUCUUUGCGGACCAUUGUAUGAAACAUUCCUUGAAAAGCAAUUCGAUCCGUCAAAGUUCUCUGCGUACCCCUUCAUCCCCGGUGUCAGAGACGGGAGACUUUGUCAAAUCCCCCAUGGCGAGGUGUUCUCGGACCCAAACUGGAAUGUGUUUGGCUUUGGUCAUUUGCCCGACCAGUUCAACAAGAAGAACAUUGCAAAGCUGAAGAUUCGAGAUCGCCCCACCGCUGAAAAGCUAUUUCAAGUUCUUGAAUCGACCCCGCCGAAAGACCCGGAAACCGCAGAGAGGUGGUUCAGGUUUCUUGCUGAGAAAGGAGUUUUCUCAGCAGGGGAAUUCGAAAGAAUUGCAGACCUCAAAAUUGUGCCCGUGGAGGUAACUUCCGAGCAUUCACAACUCAGCAAAAUCUCCUAUGAGGCAGUGUCGCCUCGCGAGUGCUUCCUAAAGUCAGAUUCAUACCCCGAUGGCCACUUCUACCAGCAGCUGUUCAAGUUUGUCGACUUUGGGCGUAGCGCCAAUGCUUUCUUGAAAGCCUGUGGUGUCAAGGAACGCCCUGAAUGCAUCGAUGUUCUUAAAGUUCUCCUGAGAUGUCCAAAAACGUUCCUUAAACUGGCUGGGGACGAUCAUGAGAGAUACUUGACCGAGCUGCGCCUGAUUGCGGUCGGUCACAAGUCUCUUCCUCGAAAGAUCCACGAAGAAAUGCGUACUGCCUCAAUUUUCUUGGGAUAUCGACGAAGUAAAAGCCGCGACGGGUUCAGCCAUGAAGCAGACGAGUUUGAACUCUGCAAAGCCGAUGAAGUAUUGGUCGCCGACGACAUGGAAAGUCGUCGCACCUUUGGCGACUGCAUUUUCAUCGCCCCCCAGGAGGAGCUGUUAGAAAAGUUUUACUCUGAAAUGAAAGUCAAGUCGCUGAGCUCUUGCAUCAAAUAUACUGUGGAACCAGACAAAGAGUUGUUGAACGCACAGAGCGCCCGUGACCUUCGAAAGUCUAUCAUCGACAAGAUACCUAUUUUCCUCCAUGAGUUUGACGAGCCACGCUUUAGAGAUGGGAUGCGCCUGUUACGGUGGCAUGACGAGAAUCAAUUCUUCGUGCGAGCUUGCCGAAGGCUUGAUGUCACGAAACGAUUAGACUUCCCAAAUGCGACUCUUGGACCUCAGGGACAGAAAGCGCACCCUACCGAACUCUCUGCUGAGACCCAAUUCAAAGAUAGCGUGAAUGUGCUGUGGAUCAAGGAGCCGAAGGCUGACAGUUACGAUAUCGCGGCAGCUCUGUGUCGUCUGCUGUUCUCUACGUAUAAAAAGAAUGAUGUCCUGUCUCUUAUGACUAUCUUGGACACAGACAUUAACGUCCUCAAGCGCCGUGGUUACGAUGUCGAUAGAAUUCUCUCGGAGUAUCGCGAGAACCUAGAAAAGGCUGAACAUGGAGAAAACCCUUCCAAUGGGACGCCACCCGGACCUGUCCAAGCUCCCUCCCCAGAUGCACCCCCGGAGGACGAACCAGCCUGUGACAAACCGGAGCCUGUCGUCAGCAAAUUUACGAAGUUUUUGCAUAGGCUUCGCAAAGACCCCAAGUUGGGCGAGAUCAAGCUCAGUGAGAUAGAAAACUCUAUCGAGAAGGUGAAGAACAUCAUGAAGGAAGAGGGCGGCGAUAACGACCCGCACAUUAGCAAUCGGGAGCAGGUCGGUGGAGGGAAGAAGCAGAAAAACGUCGCAUACUGCGAUGAGAAGAAAGUUGCAAAGACGGAUCUCGAAGAAUGUGAGGACCAACACGUUGGGCAGGUCAAAGUUUGGAAACGAAAGGGGACAGUCUUGGGUGUUCCCUCAAAGGAACGCGAAGCCUUUGGGAAAAUCAUUAGUGACCUCGCAAAAGUCUUUUCGAUCAAUCAGACACGGUGUCACGUAUUCUUUCACGGCGAGGACUCGAAUCUGAUGGGUUUCAACCGGAAUGAUCAGAUAUUUUUCGGUUUGGAACACUAUAUGCAGAACCACAAAGAUGCUCCUGCCGGAAAGGCUUACAUUGACUGGUAUUAUAUCAUGGCGCACGAGAUGGCACAUGUGCACACCCCAUACCACGACGAGCAUCACGAGCUGUUGUUUCAAGCGCUGGCGACGAGAUACCUGACUGAGCUCCAUAAUUUGCCAGCUGUUCGAGAGUUGUUCAAGUGCACUUCUUAUUGAUAAUAUUAAUGCAGUACUGUCUUUCUAGCGGGUAUUCUGGAGCAUAAUGUAUUGGACCUUAGUACCUACGAGUGCUCAAUUAUCGUUUUCUGCUGUUGGAUUUUACUGUAACAUUUGACCUUCUUUCCCAAUUCGUGUUGCCGCCUGACGCGUGCUCGUCCG